ACUAACCACAAUGUUUGUGCCUCAACCUAUGCUUUUUUCUGUGUGCGAAAAAUCCUCCAUACUUUCGAGAGUCGGUUUACAGCCUUAAGAAUCAGUUGUAGAAAACACUAAUUGACUUAUCACAGGCGUUGGUCCAGAGGUCCAAACAUAUAUUCUAGCUAUCGACAUGCCCUUUUUCCACCAACAUGUAGACAAACUAUGCUUUGGGGAGAACGAAACCGACUCAUGCGAUCAAUUUCUGGUAGCCGAGAUGUCGUAAACAGGAACGUGGCUGCUGCAUAUAACGAAACAUAAAACCUACACACGAAGCUUGCAUGACCUUUACGCUCUAACGACCUAAUGGCAGAGUUCGAUGACCUUCCCCCAGAAGUACUCUACAAUAUUGUAGCUCGAAUAGCCACACAGUAUAUUGACCACUAUGUCAUCUCACCACCUCCUCUACGGGUGAAGUCUGUUUACCAGUACGACCAGUGGGGCCCGGAUAUUCCUUAUGACGAGCCUAACUUGCUUGUACCUCUGCUGUUGGUAUCGCAUCAGAUGAUGGACGUGACGUGGAUGGUCAUCUGCGACGCACUUGAUCGGAGAAGACCGUAUGGUAUCUCACCCUACAUCAAUCCAUGGAGACGUCUUCAGUACCUCCGUAACCUGUAUCAGUACGCACGACAGGGCAGGGAGGAAGACAUGCAAACAUACGAAAUCUUAAUCGGCAUUCCUGACAUUCCUUACAUUGCCAAUCACGGUUCAUCAAUAGUUACAUCUACUUGGCUCAACAGGAACUUUGGUUCCAUAAAAAUGGCGUCGUCGUCGUGGAACAUGUUCCUGAGGACAACAAUCCGCAUCUAUUCGGUACCUUGCAAACGAUGUCUGAUCAUUUCUUACAAAAUUGUGCAUCGCGCCAUGCGGUGCUGUGCAAGAGUCGAGGAGCUCGUGAAGCCGCGUUCGCCUCUUCGUCUUCGUUCCGCGACUAAAAGACAAUAUGAGGAGGCUAAGAAGGAGAUGAUGAUUAAUUUCGCUACUAUCAGUGCAUGCUUCCCUAUGAAAAAGGGCGUCCUUUGGGGCCCCGAGCCAUCCAACCUUCAAGCAGAUGUUCUUCAUAUUGUCAUUCAAAAGGUGAUGUCAAAUCAAACACUCAUGAAAGAGGUCAAGUUGCGCGAUCCAUCGGACCAUUCCCGUAUGAGGGAUCUCUUGGAAAUCCUCUUGGAGAACGGCCUUCCGGUGAUGAGAGAAGUUAGAGAGUACAUGACUGCGCAAUUAAUGAAGACCGCUCCUGAGGCUCGUGAAUUCCUCAAGAAUUUGGAGUGAAUUAUCACUAUUGCGAGUCUAUACAUCUUUGAGUAGGGUAUGUUCGUGGACCACUGGGUAGUAACCAUGGCAUUUAGAUAGAGAAAGUUGCUGUUCGGUCAUGCUCACGUUUGGCCUUGAUAUGGAUCGUUUGUAUCAUUGCUCUCAUUUCUCUCGUCUUACUGUUCCCUCACUGGAUCAACAAUACACGUUAGACUCACCU
Somion occarium is the source of this 1504-nucleotide messenger RNA. The record is from the annotation of a GenBank genome assembly. NCBI's taxonomy places the organism in Eukaryota, Fungi, Basidiomycota, Agaricomycetes, Polyporales, Cerrenaceae.